GGUAAAUGCUGCUGAAUGUUUGCGAGAAUUUGAUGAGAACUCUCUACUCCCUGCAGUUUGUUUAGCCAACGGCCUGUCCCACCCUCAGGCACUUUCUCCUUCCUCUCUCUGUCCUCUGUGUUUUGUUUGGCCAGUACAAUGACUGUGGGGAACAUGGAGAGUGCCCAGCUGUUUGAUACCGGGAAUAAAGGUCGAGGCCUGAGGGCCACUAAAGAGAUUAGCACUGGGGAAGUGGUCUUCGCCGAGCCCAGUUUCUCCGCUGUGGUCUUCGACAGCCUGGCCAGUAAGGUGUGUCACAGCUGUUUCCGGCAUCAGGCCAACCUGCACCGCUGCGUUCAGUGUAAGUUUGCCCACUACUGUGACCGCACCUGCCAGACUGCAUGCUGGGAUGAACAUAAGCAGGAGUGUGGAGCCAUCAGGAAGAUGGGCAAGGCACCCAGCGAGAAUGUUCGUCUGGCUGCUCGUCUGUUGUGGCGUAUACACAAGGACACAAGCAUCGUGUCAGACAGUCAGCUGAUUGCAGUGGACAAGCUGGAGGACCACGUGGCCGACAUGUCUGAAGACGACCUCAAGAAGCUUAAGACUGAUGUGCACACUUUUCAGCAAUUCUGGUCAUAUGGAAGCAAACAUCACUCUGAUGACUACAUCUCACACAUCUUUGGCAUUAUCAAGUGUAAUGGAUUCACACUGAGUGAUCAGAGAGGCCUGCAGGCUGUUGGUGUGGGUCUUUUCCCCAACCUGUGUCUGGUCAACCAUGACUGCUGGCCCAACUGCACCAUCAUCCUCAACCAUGGAGACCAGUCAGCUUUGAGUUCUGCUCUCCACUCUCAGAGGAGGAUCGAGCUGCGAGCUCUGGAGAAAAUCCCAGACGGUGAGGAGCUGACGGUCAGCUAUGUGGACUUCCUCAACCUGUCUACUGAUCGCCAGAAGAAGCUGAAGGAGCGUUUCUACUUCGACUGCACCUGCGAGCACUGCAGCCAGCACAUCAAGGACGACCUGAUGAUGGCCCCUGAUGAGGGGAGCAAACCCUCUGCUGAUAAAGUGAACGAAAUUACUGCCUUCAGUAAAGAGUGUCUGGAAAAGAUUGAGAGGUCUCGCAUUGAGGGGGAUUAUAACGAGGUGGUGAAGUUGUGUCGGGAGUGUUUGGAGAAGCAGGAGCAUGUUCUGGCUGACACUCACCUGUGUAAGCUGCGUGUGCUCAGCAUUACCAGUGAGGUGCUUUCAUUCAUGCAGUCCUUCUCUGAGGCUGCAGUCCUUGUCCACAGGAUGGUGGAGGGAUACAUGAAGUUGUACCACCACAACAACGCCCACCUGGGCAUGGCCAUCAUGCGUGCAGGCGUCACACACUGGCAUGCAGGGCAGAUUGAGAUGGGCCACAGCAUGAUCUGCAAGGCCUACAGUAUCCUCUUGGUCAGCCAUGGACCCAGUCAUGCCAUCACCAGAGACCUGGAGACCAUGCGCAGGCAGACUGAGAUGGAGUUGAAGAUUUUUAAGCAGAAUAAGCAUGCAUACCACACCAUGAGGGAAACGGCUCUGAAGAAGUAGACCAUGACCAGCAGCACCUCCGCUGAUGAAAACAAGCAACAAUCACCUUCACCACUGCGGCUCCAAUCAGAGCAGAGCCUGCUGAUGUUCUGAUGCAUGCCUAACUGUGCAUCGACAUGUACAUACUGAAUACUGUAUGUCUUCUAAAGAACUGCACCCAGUCCCUAUGCUGAGAUUGUGAAAGUCUAGUAUGUCUGAAGAUACAGACUGUUCUGUUAAAACCAAUAUCAAAACCAAUGUGCUGAUGUAACACAUGUUGCAUGUACAGAAUCUGCAAUAAAAGUAGAGAUACACCAUG
This is a messenger RNA of Thunnus maccoyii (southern bluefin tuna), 1843 nucleotides long. RefSeq names its product SET and MYND domain containing 1a (gene smyd1a). The transcript is spliced from 10 exons. Gene Ontology annotation, cellular component: nucleus. Lineage: Eukaryota; Metazoa; Chordata; Actinopteri; Scombriformes; Scombridae. Gene Ontology annotation, molecular function: protein binding. Bases 139 to 1545 code for a protein of 468 amino acids. The record is from RefSeq and is a predicted model, not a curated record.